This is a messenger RNA of Cottoperca gobio, 2844 nucleotides long. RefSeq names its product BAR/IMD domain containing adaptor protein 2 like 1b (gene baiap2l1b). Bases 330 to 1847 code for a protein of 505 amino acids. Gene Ontology annotation, cellular component: nucleoplasm; cytosol. The record is from RefSeq and is a predicted model, not a curated record. The transcript has 14 exons. Gene Ontology annotation, biological process: positive regulation of actin filament polymerization; plasma membrane organization; actin crosslink formation. Gene Ontology annotation, molecular function: protein binding. Lineage: Eukaryota; Metazoa; Chordata; Actinopteri; Perciformes; Bovichtidae.
UACCUCCACAGGCCUCCUCCCUCCUCUGAACUAACCACCUACAACAAGUUUGACAGCUCAGCUUUUGUAUGUGCUCACACGCAGCAGAGCAGCAGCAGCAGCAACAGGCAGCCUCCCCACUGGACUUUCCUCUUUCUCUCAGUUUUUUUUAUCUUUUUUUGUUUGUUGCUAUGUGUUCGUGUUUCGUCUCCUGCUGGCUAUGAGGAAUUUCAUGUGUCCGUAGCUUUGGUCACUUUUCCCUGUUGGUUUUUUUUGGGAGUGUUGGCGUCGGUGUAGUUUUGAAUUAUAAUAUUUUUUUUCUUUAUCGGGCAUCGCGAGAGGAUUUAAACAUGUCGAGAAACGCGGAGGAGGUGAACAAGCUAACUGAAAGUACAUACAAGAGUGUGAUGGACCAGUUCAACCCGGGACUGAGGAAUCUGGUCACCCUGGGAAAGAACUAUGAGAAAUCUGUGGCAGCAAUGAUCCUGUCGGGAAAGUUGUAUUUUGAUGCAAUGUCUAAGAUUGGGGAGAAUGCUGCAGUGUCUCCUGUCUCCAGAGAAUUAGGUGUAGUGCUGAUGGACAUCUCAGAGGUCCACAGGAAGGUUCAUCUUGAGCUGGAAGAAAAUUUUAAGAGGUUCCACAGGGAGAUAAUAUCCGAGCUGGAGAGAAAGACUGACAUGGAUGUCAAAUACAUGACAGCCACAUUCAAAAGGUACCAGAUGGAGCACAAGAUGAAGCAGGACUAUCUGGAGAGGUCGCAGUCGGACCUGAAGAAGCUGAGGAGAAAGAGCCAAGGCAAGAACGCCAACAAGUACGAGAACAAGGAGAGCGAGUGCCUGGAAACGUUGACAAGCCGACAGAUGGACAUGCAGUUGUUCAUCGCAGACGGCUGUAAAGAGGCUCUGCUGGAGGAGAAGAGACGCUUCUGUUUCCUGGUGGACAAACACUGCCUGUUCUCCUACCAGUUUGCCUCCUUCCACGAGAAGGCCAGAGACAUGCUGACGGCAAAGCUGAACAGCUGGCAGGACCAGUGCAGCGACGCCUCCGACAUGCCCGACAGUGUCCUGACGAUGAUCGAAGGGCUGCGCACGGCCGUCUCCAUCACACCUCUGCCCUCUCCCUCCCCGUCACGGCGCAGUAUGAACAUGUCCACUCCGCCGGCUCCACCUCUGAAGGCUCAGACCAGUCCUCUGGCUAACAUGUUCACCCAGGAGAACAACAAGACCAGUGUCACCAGCUCUCCCAACAACAGCAUAGAACAUGAGGAGAACAAUCUUCCAAGGUCUAUGUCUGUUGCCACUGGCCUCAACAAUAUGGUGACGAGGCCACGUGUGCGCACCAUCUUCCCCCACACUGCCGGCAACAACAACACACUGCUCAGCUUCGACGAGGGAGACGUCAUCACCCUGCUCAUCCCCGACGAGAGAGACGGGUGGAUGUAUGGCGAGCUGGAGAAGAAUGGAAAGAGGGGCUGGUUCCCGUCAUCUUACUGCCGUGCACUCUCCGAACCUCUCGUGAAUAGCAACAGCGUGACUGCUGCCCCGUACCGCAGCAGAAGCGUUGUCAACCUCCACCAUCAGGACACGGAGACAGACGACGCGACCAUGGUGCUCCCCCCAUCGGACUACAGUGACGUCCCACAGCGUAACGCCAUCAAGAACAACAUCAGUACCAUCACCAUAAACAACAACCACAAGCACUCGCCCACGCCCUCCGCAGGCUCCUCCUCCUCCUCGUCUGAUCACACGGUGAUGCAGCCGAAUGGCACCUCCAGAUCGCAGCCUGCUUACCUCGCGGGAGGGAACCCAUUCGCCACAGUCAGGCUACGUCCAACAGUCACCAACGACCGCUCCGCACCGGCCAUCUGAUUCGGUUCCUCAUUUCCACACACCCUCCAUCCCACAGCAUCUUGUCAGCCUUCCUGUGUCAUCUACCCGAUUGGUGCAGCUCUGUCCUGCCUUUGCUGUCCAGCAGCUUCUCUGUCAUCUGGAUGGAACCAGACAGAACUUGGCCAGCACUGAGGAACAAAAAAUGCCAUUUGAAUCUGUGAUCCCCUCACUGCUGCAAACUCUCACACGGAAGUAUUUUGGGACUGUUUUAUUUUACAGAACGGAUGCUCAUAUAUUUAAGAUAUAUAUAUAUAUUUUUUUUCUGUCUAUUUUUGUCGCUGUUUGUGGUGGUGAUGUCUAAAGGACCACAUUCUUGCCUGCAUUUGAGAAAUGGAUGAAUAAAAAUGCUCUAAGAAAAUACUGCAACGUAUUUAUGCUGUUGAUGUUGCUUGUUCAUCGUCAAAAUGACUGUUAGAAAGCUUUUCUGUUGCCCUUGACAGUAUAAGAAUGUACUGUAGGACCUCCGCAUUUCACCCUUAAGGUCUUUAUGGAAAUGUUGCAUCUUAGACAACACUUCGCUUCAUCCGGAAAACGGCUCACACGUAAUCUUUUAAGUCCCUCGUUUAAACAGAUGCUAUAACUAUUGUCUAACUAACAUAACUUUUUUGUGGCGCUAGACAAUUGGGGACUUUUGCCUUAAUGACACAAACAUAACUCCUGUAAAAAAUAAUUUACCUGUUGUAGUCAUCACAUUGUGGACAAUCACCUCAGUUGCUUGACAGUGCAGUCAUUUCUGCUUUAAUCAUUACACACAGCAUUUUAAGACCAGUGUGCAUUUUAAGACCAGACCUUACUAGAAUUUGCUGUAUGAAAAAUAAAGAUGUAUUCUUCAAUUUGCAGUUUAGUUUGUCAUCAAGCACAAGUUAUCUACACAAAGUGUUUGAAUGUUAUGAAUGACUGAACAGUAACAGUAUAUCUGAGUGUAUUUAAUGUUCAUUGAAGAUUUAAAAAAAGAAUCAAAUCAAGCAAGAAGUCA